Messenger RNA from Daucus carota subsp. sativus, 1995 nucleotides. RefSeq lists its product as uncharacterized. The record is from RefSeq and is a predicted model, not a curated record. NCBI's taxonomy places the organism in Eukaryota, Viridiplantae, Streptophyta, Magnoliopsida, Apiales, Apiaceae. Bases 1 to 1995 code for a protein of 664 amino acids. The transcript has a single exon.
AUGAUUUUAGGCCAAUUGCUUGCUGCAAUGUUCUUUAUAAAGUCUGCUUUUGUUCCUGGGAGGAAAAUUGGGGACAGCAUUAUGCUUGCUCAAGCUUUAUUCAGGAAUUAUCACUUAAAUUCUGGACCUUCCAGAUGUGCCUUCAAGAUUGACCUCAGGAAAGCAUUUGACUCCAUUAGUUGGAGUUUUAUCAGCUCUGUUCUAUCUUUAAUGGGAUUUCCUCCUGUUUUCAAGGACCUUAUCAUGACUUGUAUUUUUGGCAGCAUGUUAUCAGUCAAAAUUAAUGGUGCCAUAGAGGGUUUCUUUGCUGCAGGUUCUGGUCUUAGACAGGGGGAUCCUUUAUCCCCCUAUUUGUUUGUCCUCUGUAUGGAAAUCUUAAGAUCAUGUCUGGAAAAGCACACUUCUUUGCCUGAUUUUAAACACCAUUGGCUUUCAAAGGACUUAAAGAUUACCCACAUCUCUUUUGCAGAUGACAUACUUAUGUUCUGCCAUGGAGAUAGUGUCUCUGUUGACAGGCUCUUGGCUGGUCUUAAUGAAUUCUCUCAUUGUUCUGGUAUGAGAAUUAAUUCUGCAAAAAGUCAAUUCUUUAUUUCCAAUGUUGAUGAUGGUCUUAAGCACCAUAUUCGUGUAAGCACUGGUUUUUCUGAGGGCUCCUUACCUGCUAAAUAUCUUGGCUUGCCACUGAUCUCUACCAAGUUGUCCAUGAGAUGCUGUUUGCCUCUUAUUGUUAGAGUCCAAAAUCGUAUUGAUAGCUGGCUUAACACCUGCCUUAAUCAAGCUGGUCGACUGCAAUUAAUCAAAGCUGUUCUAUUUGGUCUCCAAGGUUACUGGUCUGCUCACUUACUUCUGCCAAAGUCUGUGCUUAAAAAGCUUCAAUCAUUAUUUGUUAAAUUCCUCUGGGGAGGUUCCUCUGAUAAUCAUAAGGUUGUCAAGGUAAAAUGGUCGGAUUGCUGCUUUCCAAAAAUUGAAGGAGGUCUGGGCUUAUAUGAUCUUUGUCAAUGGAACAAUGCUGUAUUUCUCUUUCAUUUGUGGAGGAUUACUCAGCCUGAUAAUAAUUCCCUUUGGAUUAUGUGGUUCAAACGUACUUACCUCAAGCGUAGAGCAUUCUGGACUAUGGAUUUCCCCAAGAAUGCUCCUUGGUGCAUUCGGAAAAUCCUCCAACUCAGGCCUCUUGCCCUCAGAUUUAUCAAUUAUCAUGUUGGAGCUUCUUCAAAUUUUUUGCUUUGGCAUGAUCCUUGGGUAAAUAAUAAGCCUCUUCUCUCCUAUUGUCACCCAGAUGUCAUCUCAUCCUCUAACUCGAGACUAUUUGAUAAGGUUGCUUCUUUCAUGUCUAACUCCUCUUGGCUCCUUCCUUCCUCUAAUCACUUGGAUGUUAUUCAGUUGAGAAGUUUGAUUGGAAGUAUUCCAAUUCACAGUCGAGAUAGUAUUACUUGGAUGAACUCAGCUUCUAUUAAAAUCUCCUCCAUUUGGCAGUGCAUUCGCAGUAUUUCAACAACCCCUCCUUGGAUUAUUGGUGUUUGGCAUCAGUUUGCUAUUCCUAAGUGUGCUUUUACCCUCUGGUUGGCUUUUAAAGAGCGCCUGCUCACCAAAGACAGAAUGAUCAAGUUCAAUAUGAAUACUGAUCUUGCUUGUAUCUUCUGUAACCGUGCAAUCGAAACUCACUCUCAUCUAUUUGGGUCCUUUGAGUUUAUGACAGACAUCCUUAAUGCUUCCGCUUUUAAUUUUACUGGAGUUUGGCAAUCAUAUCUCAAUGGACAAUUUUUCCUUGGACCAAUUCGUGGCAUUAGGAAAUAUAUUGGCCUGCUUUAUCUUGCAAUUUUUGUUUAUUUACUUUGGCAAGAAAGGAACCUUCGAAGGCAUGACCCUGGUCACAAUUCUAGUGCUGCUUCCAUCAUUUUCAAGGUUAAACUCAUGAUGAAGGAAAAGCUCCAUUCGAACAAAAAAUUUAAAUUAGCUCUGAAGAAAAAUCCAAGUCUUGUACUUGACCUGUAUUAA